AUGGAGGGACUGUCGUGCAGUCUACUGUUCGGAUCAUCUCCAGCCCCGCCCUACCUUCCUUCGUCCUCGGGCUCCUUCCAGGCUCGUCAGGAUGAGAUCUGUCUCCUUCAUCGCCGUCUUGGGAACGUCCUUGCCGCAGCCGCCUUGGCGCAGGCAUCGUGCGCACUCAAGGUCGACAUACGUGCAGACACCAACCGUGAUGGCAAGGUGGACACGGAAGGCGUGACGGAUGUCCCGGGCAAGCAUCGCUGGACCGACUCACUCGGCGCUCUGUUCCUCGCCAACAUUGGAGACACGAACCGCCGAUGCGGCCAGAUGGAGGGCAUGCAAGGCAACGAGACGGUCGUGUCGGACGAGACGCUGAUGGCCUGCCACGAUGCUGCAGACGACCUCCAGCGCGCGCCGCAGUACCUCGCUCCGAUGCGUACGAUGCCGUUGAUGAACCUGAGCCCCAGUGCCUUUGGCUCCGUCUCCGUCGUCGAGGAGCAGUCCCGGACGCUGGUGCGCGUCUUUCGCCGCGUCGGCGGUCAAGAAGGAUGGCGCAUCGUCAAAAACGACACCGUCCUCGCCGCCGAGGAGCUGGCGAACGGCCUGGAGCUAGGAAUCGAUGCGAGAGAUGUGCGAAGGCCCGGCUGGGACGGCAAGGCGACGGUGCAGUUUUCCGUGACGGAUGGUGGCCAAACGUCCAGCGAUGCCGUGGCCCUGCGCGUCGCCCCCCUGUUUACCCAUCACCACCUCCAAAAGGUCGAAACGGUGCUGGCCAGCGACAUGUCGGGGGAAAGGGCCUACAUGAAUGCGUCGGAAAAGGCGGAGGCCUCGGCUACAAUUCGAGAGAUUGCAAAGAUCGUCAAGGCGGCGGGCAUCGACCGCCCCCUUCGCCAACUUCACACGCCAGACCUAUGGACCGAGGACUACUUUGAGCCGACGUUCAUGAGUAUCCCGGGGCCCGAGGGGCCUGUUGUUCUUCGAAUCAUGGUUUCGACGUCGGAUGAACAUCGAUCCUACCUCACCCAUCGUCUCCCGUUCCAGCAGCUCCGCGACACCGGCAUCGGUGCUGUGCAUUAUCAUCCGGGCGACAUUUCCAACCAGAACUACAUGGAAGCUUUCGGGAAUCUCGAGACCAUUCCGCCCUACGAGGCGCCUGGUACGGGGAAAAAAUAUCCCAUGGGCAGAAUAAUCGCUGGCGGAGCCAUGUCUGACCGACCGCCUACCGGCUACGAUAUAUUCCGGGCCCAAGGGGUGCAAGACCCUCUGCUCGUCGACUCGCAGUGGCUCUUGGUUCAGCAUGUCGACGAGUUCCUUCAAUUCCUCCCCGCGAACACGACCCGUGGCUGGAGCAUCAUGAUCAACGACCCCGACGCCGGCAUGCAGCUCGUCAGGGAUGCCCAACAGGCCGGCCUUGGGGCGACUCCCUUCAUAAACUACAAGAACAGAUCGUUGGUUACGGCCAACGACCUGCUGGAUGGUCCUCAUAGGCAUGCGAAUGCGAAUGCCUCCCACCGCAUCCAGGCAACCAUUGACCUUCUCAAGCAUGAGACGGGCAUCACCGACCAGGAAAUCUUUCGCGUCCCGGCGGUGUAUGAGUGGGCCGAUGCGGCCUGCCACCAGCAAAGACGACGACAAGUAGGAGACUCGGCCACGCACGGGCGUCAUUUGGCCCAGAAGCGCAGAGAGUGCAAGUACCCGGGCAUGAUGAGCUCCAUCUCCCCUGCUGUUGUCAACGGCCUAGUGCUCAGCCGCUCUCGAUAUAUUGCGCCUAAGCCCUGGGGGCCGAUGGUGAACGGUACCGACAUCUUCGAGAGUGCGACUCGCAAUUCCUACCAAAGGGCAGGAUUUGACGUUGAUUUCGUCGACGACUGGCAAUACCAUCAACGCGAUGGAGACGUUCACUGCGGUACGAAUACACUUCGGGACGCCUCAGCCGAGUGGUGGAAGCGGUAG
Drechmeria coniospora is the source of this 1941-nucleotide messenger RNA. RefSeq lists its product as uncharacterized. The coding region runs from base 1 to 1941 and encodes 646 amino acids. NCBI's taxonomy places the organism in Eukaryota, Fungi, Ascomycota, Sordariomycetes, Hypocreales, Ophiocordycipitaceae. The record is from RefSeq and is a predicted model, not a curated record. Gene Ontology annotation, molecular function: protein-arginine deiminase activity; calcium ion binding. The transcript has 2 exons. Gene Ontology annotation, cellular component: cytoplasm.